CUCAGUCCGAUCUGAAGAGAAAUCCGAAGUACAUCAUGAGUUUUUUGGGACUCUUGGCUUUUCUGGUUGCUGGUCUUUGCUCCACCGCCCAGGCUUCGUUGGUGAAAUGCUCUUGUGAUCCUGGUCCACAGGGGGAACGAGGACCUCCAGGUCCGCCUGGACCUCCUGGCAAUCAGAACGGUCUCUCUGGCAGUGGUUCUGGCUACUGGGGCUAUCCACCCACAGGUCCUUACCCCCCAAAUCUGCCUUUCAUCCAGGGGCCUAGAGGCUUACCAGGACCGCCUGGUCCUCCUGGAUAUUGUUUCCCAUGCCCAGCUCCUCCACCUUUGAGAUCCUUUCCGCCACCGGGAGUUCCAGUCCCUCCUUUCAUUUCCACCCCAGGUGGUGGCGGAUUUGGUGGAGCCUCUGCAUUGACCACCGCUGUGGGCAACAUUAUAGUGAUUCCAGGAGGACCAGGAACGGGAUUAGCUGGUCGCGCUCAGUUCUUCCACAUUUCACCCGAUGGCCAGGUGGUGCAGAUCGAUCGACCGCAGAAUCUGCCCAGUGAACUGUUCGAUACACCGGUGAACCAAGGUUCCGGUGCUCCCAUUCCUCCACCGCAACCCACAUCGUCAUCUCUCUCGGGGAUCACACCACCAGCAGUCCAAGUGCCACCAACUCAACCCACGCCCGGCGAUCUGGGAGCCCAGCAGCCCACAAUUUUGCCCGAGAAUAUGGAGGAAACUGUGUUUGCGGUUGGCAAUCGCAAGGACUUCCUGCGAGGUAGCUCCGAUGCCAGCGAUUGGAGAAGGAUUCUCCUCCUGGGAGAGCGACCCACCGAUGGUCUACUCAAGGGCCAGUCCGUCCAGCAGCUCAGUCCCAACCAGCUCGAGAGCAGCGUGGAGAACUUCCAGAGGGCUUUGGUCGAACUGAAGGAGAAGUAUGCCACGCUCAUCCAACCGCGUAACUCAAACCAAUAUGCAGUCAUCAUUUGAAGGGAAAACUUAAGAUUAAAUUUAGUUUAAUAAUUUAAUAAAAACUGUACUGAUAAUGUCUAAAAAGAAUAUAAAUGACCAUUUGAUAUGGAAGUAGAGGU
Drosophila melanogaster (fruit fly) is the source of this 1075-nucleotide messenger RNA. RefSeq lists its product as uncharacterized. The record is from RefSeq and is marked reviewed. The transcript is spliced from 2 exons. NCBI's taxonomy places the organism in Eukaryota, Metazoa, Arthropoda, Insecta, Diptera, Drosophilidae. Bases 36 to 974 code for a protein of 312 amino acids.